AAGGUCUGAAAGGUCGAACCUGAAGUCAGUUUAGGUGUCGGAUCAUCAGAGGAGUUGCUGUGUGUCGACAACAGAGACAAUAAGAUGCAGACGUCUCACAGACCUGUGCAGUGGCUCGCUGUCAUGCUUCUUAUCGUCUCCACAUCCGGACAGUGUGAACAGAACAAGAGUCGUCGAGCUGUAACCGAACACCAGCUGAUGCACGACCGCAGCCAAAACAUUCAGAGUCUCAAGAGACUCAUCUGGCUGUCCAGCGCCAUCGAGGGUCUCCACACAGCUCAGACCCGAUCGGCCUCUUUCAACCCCUCAAAGUCCCUGAACCUGCCUGUGACUCCUGCUGCCGAGAGCCCCCAACCCAGCCGGGUCCAGAGCCUCCUGAGAGACUUCUUUAACAAUCCCUACCUGUCCCAGCUGCCCGACAGAGAGCCCUGACACCACACUGAUGCACAAACAUGAAGCUACUGUACAUGCACAUACAAAAAUAUUUAUUGUUUUUUAUUUUAUCAAUAAAACGUAGAAGGCACAACGACAAUAACAUCCACACUGCCCAGAAAUCUGUCCAGCUGCAGACAUGUUUAACAUCAGGUGACCUGUUUGCUUUUUCUCCUCCUCACUCUCUCACUGCAGCAGAUAAAAAAAAUGUAGUCCUGAAGGUUUUCAGCAUCAUGAAGGUGGAUUUAAGA
Molecule: messenger RNA, 683 nt
Organism: Labrus mixtus (cuckoo wrasse)
Lineage: Eukaryota; Metazoa; Chordata; Actinopteri; Labriformes; Labridae
Gene: pth4
Product: parathyroid hormone 4
Exons: 3
Coding region: 85-432 (115 amino acids)
Biological process (GO): adenylate cyclase-activating G protein-coupled receptor signaling pathway; osteoblast development; bone mineralization
Cellular component (GO): extracellular region
Molecular function (GO): hormone activity; peptide hormone receptor binding
Source: RefSeq, a predicted model, not a curated record